AAGGAAGGGUAUUAAUCUUUGUGACCCAAACAAUGAAGAGCCUUGCUAAUAACCAACCUUAUGCUUAAACAUUGCUCCGAAGAAGAAUGGAAUGUUGGGUGUGAGGCUCUGCUUAACUUUGGAAGCUGUGGCGGAUGAAAAAAAAAACCCAACCUUAUUGCUAUUUCUCUCUUCCAUUUGCACUCUAGGGCUUCCACAGCCUGGCAGAUAGUUCCGUAGUGCUUUAGUUUUAUCUAAUUGCUAGCCUACGUACUGCAUAUCUUAGAUAUUUUCUGCUUCUCCAUAGUUUCCUAUAACUAUCAAGUGAAGUAAUGUGAGCAAAGGCUUUGGAUGAAUUGAUGACCACGUUAGGGUGGGGUUUUCAACAAAUCUCACGCUCGUCUUGUGACAAUUAUUUUCAAGGCAUCACAUGCAAUUGCACUUACGAGAACAGCACAGUUUGUCACGUCACCCGCCUAGAACUCUCAAGCCGCGAAUAUUUAACCGGACAAAUCAACGCUACAGCCUUGACUAGUCUCGAUUACCUAGAAAAAAUUGAUUUGUCCAACAAUCAACUUCAUGGUAGCAUCCCUGUCACCAUGGGGAGCUUGUCUUCACUCUACUACAUCGAUCUCUCCACAAACUUUCUCAAUGGCUCCAUACCUCCAUCCUUGGGGAAUUUGCCGUCCCUCGAAUAUCUCUAUCUCUCGCGAAACUUCCUCAACGGCUCCAUACCUUCAUCUUUGGGGAAUUUACCGUCCCUCGAAUAUCUGAUUUUGAACUAUAAUAUGUUAUCAGGUCAAAUCCCCCCAGAAUUGGGCAACCUCUCUAAUCUCCGAUUGCUGGCCUUGGGCUUCAAUGAACUCAGUGGUCAGCUUCCUCCAGAACUUGGAAGAUUGGGAUCUCUUGGUUAUUUAGAGCUGGGCUCCAACAAUUUGAGUGGAGAACUGCCGGGAAAUUACUCCAACUUUAGUUCGGAUCAAUUGGUGUUUUUUAGCGUAUCUGGGAACCGUUUGACUGGUCAAAUACCAAGGUUCAUUGCGAAUUGGACUGGACUCUAUUUCCUGUCCCUCUGCGGAAAUGAUUUUGAAGGAGAGCUGCCUCUUGAAAAAAUUUUAAACUUGCCAAUUCUCGAAUACUUGUUUGUUAGUGAUGUAAGAAGCUCCGGUUUCCCUUUCCCAAAAAAUGCAAGCAUGAAGGAAAUAAGAUACCUGAUGAUAAGGAAUUGCUCAAUAAGUGGUGAGAUCCCCCCGUACAUUGGUGAUUGGUCAUCGUUAAAAUACCUAGACUUGAGCUUUAACAACUUAACGGGUCGAAUACCAGAUUCCAUGAAAAACCUGAAUUUGACUAAGAUGUUUCUCACGAGAAAUAUGCUUAGUGGCACACUACCUCCCUGGCUUCCUCAUAAAAUUGAGGACAAGGCGGACUUGUCAUAUAAUGAUUUUGAAAUUCCAAAUGAUGGUCCGAAGAAAGGAGAAGGAAAGCUGAACAUCAGUGAACCAAACAGGAAUUCUAUACUUGAUUUGAAAAAUAAAUGUCGGGGAAAACCAAAGUACAAUUCCUUAUAUAUAAAUUGUGGAGGAGGAGAGACAGUUGUUGAUGGGAAAGUGUUUGAAGCAGACAGUGCAACAUUAAAUUACCAUUUAGCUGGAAGAAAAAAUUGGGCUUAUUCUUGUUCUGGAGACUUCGGAUCGAAAACUUACGAUUCCAGUGAUUACAUAAAAAACGUGGAUUGUGGAGUUUGUGAUUCUGCUGCGACACAGUUUAACACUCCAACUCGCCUCUGUCCUCUUUCUCUGACAUAUUACGGCUUCUGUUUAUUUAAAGGAAAUUACACUGUGAAACUUUACUUCGCUGAAACUGUUUACCAAACUGAUGAAGAUUAUUCUAAUUUAGGGAAACGUGUUUUUGAUGUAUAUAUACAGGGGCAGAGAGAACUAAAAGACUUCAACAUAAAAGAAAUGGCCGGCGGCACCAAUAAGGCAUGGACUGCAAAUUUCACAGCACAUGUCGGAGAUGAUCAUCUAUUGACUAUCCACUUUUUCUGGGCCGGAAAAGGAUCUUUCCAGGUGCCAGGUAUUUCCUAUUCAAGUACUGCUGCCCUGUCUCUGAAUGGACCCCUUGUGUCAGGCAUUUCCGUAACUGCAAACUUCAAAGUUGGCACGGGACUAUCUCCUUCACAAAUUGCAGGGAUUACUGCAGGUUCAGUAUUUGCUCCUCUACUUCUGUUGGCUUUCAUGUGGAAAAUGGGCUGGCUGCGGAAAAGCGAGUUGGAUGAAUUAACCAUUGAGGUCCAAGGAAAACCUUUCACCCUCAAACAAAUAAUCGAUGCUACUCGAAAAUUCAGCCCCAAAAUGGAGAUUGGCAGGGGACGCUUUGGAAUAGUAUACAAGGCUGAACUGCCGAACAAGGUUUGAGGUAUUUACAUGAAGAGAAAAGGUUCAAGAUUGUUCAUGGAAACAUAAAACCUAGUAAUAUUAUGCUUGAUAACUCUCUUACGGCCAAGUUGUCUGACUUUGGAUUGGCAACGCUUUGUGAUGAGGAAGAUCCAUUUAUGGCCAUCAAAGCAAAAGGGUCGCGAGUUUACAUGGCACCUGAGUAUUCAAUGGGAAAAGCAAUAACUGUUAAAGCUGAUGUUUACAGUUUCGGAGUUGUCCUACUCGAAAUAGUUAGCGGGAAAGUUAGUGCAGAUUACACACCAAACCAAGAAGCUGAGUUUCUUCUGGAUAAAGCUAGUGUUUUGCACUAUAAGGGAAGAAUCCUUGACUUGGUGGACAAGAGAUUAGCAUCCAGUUACGACAGGAAGCAGGCUCUAACUGUUUUGCUGUUAGCAAUGAAGUGCGUUAAUCUGUCUCCUACUCUCAGGCCUAAAAUAUCUGAAGUCAUCAGUGUACUUGAAGGUGAGAAAAGAAUCGAUGAGAUUUUCGAAGGUGAUACUCCAUCAGCAAAUAUUGGAGGACUGUGCGGUGCGUGUUCCAGGGUGUUGGAAAUAGAGCCAAUUUCUUAGCCAAUUGGUAAUGUUAAGUUUGAUGAUGAAAACCUUCUGCCUCUUCUUCUUUAUUUUGUGAUUACUUGGGUCUGAUUAUGUGGUGGUGACAAGAGAACAUUGAUGUGUGCGUGAGAGACUCCAUAUGUGAGAAAAUAUGUGUGUUUGCUUCGUCUGCUAUGAUUUAUUUGUGCUGUUAUGGCUGCUAGUAAUUUCGUGAAUCGAAUAAAAUUAUCAUUUGCGAUCCUUUAUAUAUAGCCUAUAUAAAGGAUAAUUUUAUGAUA
Messenger RNA from Populus euphratica (Euphrates poplar), 3249 nucleotides. Its product is annotated as probable LRR receptor-like serine/threonine-protein kinase At1g53440. The record is from RefSeq and is a predicted model, not a curated record. The transcript has 25 exons. NCBI's taxonomy places the organism in Eukaryota, Viridiplantae, Streptophyta, Magnoliopsida, Malpighiales, Salicaceae. Bases 339 to 2396 code for a protein of 685 amino acids. Gene Ontology annotation, molecular function: protein binding.